AUGACCAAGAAGAGAAGUUGGAAAAAUGAUGAAUCUGUGGUGUUAACCGAGGAAUAUAGUGCCAUCAUCCAACACAAACUACCUCAGAAACUGAAGGACCUUGGGAGCUUCCAAAUUCCUUGUAUCAUAGGAGAAAUCACAGUGGAAAAAGCCUUAUGUGAUUUGGGAGCCAGCAUAAAUUUGAUGUCCUUAGCAAUGAUAAAGAGAAUGAAGAUUGAGGAAGCCAAACCAACAAGAAUGGCACUUCAAUUAGUAGAUCGAUCAUUCAAAUUCCCCCAUGAAGUAGUAGAAGACUUGUUGGUGAAGGUGGGAUACUUCAUCUUCCUAGCUGACUUUGUGGUGUUAAAUAUGGAGGAAGAAGCCAAAGCUUCAAUCAUCUUGGGAAGGCCGUUUCUAGCAACAGCCGGAGCCAUCAUCAAUGUCCAAAAGGGUGAACUUACCAUUAGGCUACAUGAUGAAAAAAUGGUAUUCAAUGUGUUCAAGGCCAUGAGUUACCCAUAG
Molecule: messenger RNA, 501 nt
Organism: Arachis stenosperma
Lineage: Eukaryota; Viridiplantae; Streptophyta; Magnoliopsida; Fabales; Fabaceae
Exons: 1
Coding region: 1-501 (166 amino acids)
Source: RefSeq, a predicted model, not a curated record